This is a messenger RNA of Durusdinium trenchii, 1002 nucleotides long. The record is from the annotation of a GenBank genome assembly. NCBI's taxonomy places the organism in Eukaryota, Dinophyceae, Suessiales, Symbiodiniaceae.
AUGUUGGGAAGCAUUGCCGUGCUCCUGAACAACAUCCUCGGGCCCGGCAUUGCCAACUUCUCGGGCCUUUAUCAGCAAACAGGCUGGUUGCCACCCAGCUUUACCAUCCUGAUUUGCGUGAUCUCUAGCAUGGUCAGUGGAGAUAUGCUUUUGGCAGCAAUGAGAGCGUAUCCUGAAAAUUCAGAAUUUGGGGUGAGAGUUGAAUACGGAACCCUUUGUCGUCACUACUUCAGCCGCAAGACCGCCCUUUUGUUCCAGUGCCUAUUCCAGCUUGCAAUGCUUUGUGCGAACAUCAGCAACAUUAUUCAAACUGCCCAGGUCCUGGACUAUUUUGUGGCAGAUCUCAACCACGGCAAGUCAUGUGCAGUGAUGUUCUAUCCCAACGUUGAAGCGUUUUGCCACACCUCCUCGACAGAUGUUACUCCGUUUGGAACUGACAAGAUUGUGCUUUCGCUGGGAAUGGGCAUUGUGGCCCUACUCAGCAUACCACUGGGCUACUACAAUCUGGAGGAUAACGUUGUUGUUCAGAAUGUCGCCAUGGUGGUGAUCUUGCUCUCGACCUUUGCUUGGUUCAGUAUUUUUGCCUCAUUGGGUCUGGACAGGGAGCGAGUGCCUCUCAUAGGAUACAUGCUGGUGGGCAUCCUUGGGGGUAUGGCCUUCAAGCCUUACUACAUGACUGACAACACCCUGCUAUCUGAGCUCAACCAUAUCUCUGCAGAGGCGGCUUUGGUCAGCGUGCAAGCAUAUGCCAUCUCUGCCAACUUAGCAUCCAUUCCGAUCUUUUCGAUUCUCAUGCGAUACAACCUGAUCGAGAGCCACGUGUGCGGCCCCAAGGCUGCAGGGGCGGUCUCUGUGCUUCUGCCCUUUGGUGUCUCCGUGCUUCUUUACACCGGUGAAGGCUUCAAGGACAUCGUUGACUUCUCGGGGACAUUCACCUCAGCUCUCGUCAACUUGAUGGUUCCAAGCCUCCUUUUCCUUGCUGCGUGCCUUGGCACCUGGUAG